AUGGAUAUGCAAGAUUAUAGCCAAUACAACAGAGUACGCUCGUUCCAAAAAGAGGAUCCAAAUCCGCUUAUCGAUAAGGAUUCCGAGCUCCGAGCACGUCAUUUGUCACUGAACGACUCCCGCCCAAACGUGAAGAUAACCAUAGACCCCCCCGCCUUUCUCCAUGCUCGGUCGUCGCUUCCUCUCAACUGUCUCAAAGAAGAUCUCCUCACCGCGGUUGCCCCCAAACUCGCCCUUCUCCUUUUCAGCCCCGCAAAGCGGGUUGCUGGUCAACGGCAGGAUGUGUGGUCAAUUGUCAACGAGGCGGCCGCUGCAUCGCCAGUCCAGCCCAUUGUGAACAUGGGCCAAGGUUUCUUUGGCUAUAACCCACCGCAAUUUGUCCUCGAUGCUGCGAAGGAGGCGCUCGACAAAGUUGACUGCAACCAAUACUCUCCGACAAAGGGCCGUCCCCGUCUCAAGAAGGCACUUGCAGACGCAUAUUCUCCUUUUUUCGGCAAAACCUUGAAUCCAGAUACCGAGGUCACCAUCACAACCGGCGCCAAUGAAGGAAUGCUCAGCGCUUUUAUGGGUUUCAUUGAGCCUGGCGAUGAGGUAAUUAUCUUCGAGCCCUUCUUUGAUCAGUACAUUAGCAAUAUUGAGAUGCCGGGUGGUACGAUCCGCUAUGUCCCUCUUCACCCACCGAAGGACGGAGCAACCAGGACUUCCCCUGCUUCUGAGUGGACCAUCGAUUUUGCGGAGCUGGAGAAGACUUUCAACCCCAAAACCAAGAUGAUUGUAUGGCCUCUGAUUAAUCUACUUCGAGUCUUUCGGCUGCGUGCUAACCAUACCCCAGUCAUAACCCUGGGUAAGGUUUUCUCGCGGGAAGAGCUCCAGCGCAUUGGCGACCUUUGCAUCAAGUAUAAUGUGAUUAUUUUAUCCGAUGAAGUCUACGACCGCCUCUUCUACGUCCCGUUUACUCGAAUCGGCACCUUGUCCCCCGAGCUCUAUGACCGCACCAUCACUGUCGGUUCCGCCGGAAAAGCCUUUUAUGCCACUGGCUGGCGUGUGGGAUAUUUGAUCGGACCCGAGCACCUCAUCAAGUAUGAAGCCUCUGCUGUGGCUUUCGAGAAGGCCGACAAGGAAGGGUUCUGGGACCAAGCCCGUGAGGAAAUGAAGGGAAAGAUUGAGCGCUUCUGCACUGUCUUUGACGAGCUGAAGAUCCCGUAUUCGAUUCCCGACGGGGGAUACUUCGUGCUCGCCAACUUUGCUGCUGUGAAGCUCCCGGAGGGUUACUCCUUCCCCCCACAUGUCGCCAGCCGCCCUCGUGACUUCAAGCUCUGCUGGUUCCUUAUCCACGAGGUUGGUGUCGCUGCCAUCCCUCCAACAGAGUUCUACACAGAUGCCAACGCCCACCUUGGUGAGGAUUACCUUCGUUUCGCGGUGUGUAAGAAUGAUGAUAUCCUGGAGACUGCCAAGGAAAGACUCCGCGGGCUGAAGAAGUAUAUCACCCAGUGA
This is a messenger RNA of Penicillium chermesinum, 1494 nucleotides long. Its product is annotated as kynurenine--oxoglutarate transaminase. Gene Ontology annotation, biological process: biosynthetic process. The record is from RefSeq and is a predicted model, not a curated record. Gene Ontology annotation, molecular function: pyridoxal phosphate binding; L-kynurenine:2-oxoglutarate transaminase activity. Gene Ontology annotation, cellular component: mitochondrion; cytoplasm. Bases 1 to 1494 code for a protein of 497 amino acids. NCBI's taxonomy places the organism in Eukaryota, Fungi, Ascomycota, Eurotiomycetes, Eurotiales, Aspergillaceae. The transcript is spliced from 10 exons.